Schistosoma intercalatum is the source of this 941-nucleotide messenger RNA. The record is from the annotation of a GenBank genome assembly. Lineage: Eukaryota; Metazoa; Platyhelminthes; Trematoda; Strigeidida; Schistosomatidae.
GGUAUUUCAGUCUUCCGCCGUAACUAUAAUAACGGUAAACUAGGUACUUUUGAAGUAAAAUUAUUUUAUACAAACGGAUUGAGCCAAGAUAAAGAGUUUAUACAUCAACACCAUUUUGAUCGACUCUGAGCAAUGUCACACAAAGUCUUCAGCCAUUGAUUACGAUAUUCACGCGGAUCCCAACAAAGUAGUCUGCGCAGACUACUAGAUGCGUAUCUAAUAAUAUAGCUCAGAUCAAAAGUUAGUGACUUCAAAACUGUUGCCACAUUUUGAUUUGGCCACAACUCUAGUCAGCAGUGCGUGAUAAUCGGUGUCCAGGCAUACGUAACACGUGGCCCAACUAUAUCAGUCAAUGAAGAUUCACAACCUCAUCAAUUGAUUUACCACCAUUCCUUAACACUCUAAGUUUAAUCUCACUAUUAUAUAACCGGUGAAUAUAUUUAUAGGUUUAUUUGUAUCGUUUUUUCACAGUGGAUCGAAAAUUCCCAAUAAAAUGGAUGUCCGGAUCAAAUAUCCGUUUAAACACUUCCUGAAAGAGGGAAUUGUUUCGAAGCCUAAGAAAAAAAGAACCGAAGUAAACAACCAUAGCCCCACAAAUACUUAUGAUACUACAGGGCCAAAAGACGAUGAGAAUGUUUUAAUGAUAUCAAGUGGUGAUCAAUGUCAAACUAAAUACAGAAAACAACCAAGGAUAAUUAAAGGAAGGUCAAUAGUUGACAGACAUCCUAAUUUAAAUAAAAAUUCAAUUGAAAAACACUGUUUCGGAGUACAACCAGGUUUAUCACAAACUGAGAUAACUGCAGAACUAAUUCGAUACUCGCAAAUGGUCAGUAAAAUACAAGAAACUAACCCACAACUUUUCCUACGAAAAUGUCAGUAAGAAAACAUUAUGAGAAAAUUAUUGCCCUUUAGAAUUAAAUAAAACUACAUACAUGAGGUCU